Molecule: messenger RNA, 4708 nt
Organism: Sinocyclocheilus grahami
Lineage: Eukaryota; Metazoa; Chordata; Actinopteri; Cypriniformes; Cyprinidae
Product: slit homolog 3 protein-like
Exons: 36
Coding region: 1-4611 (1536 amino acids)
Biological process (GO): axon guidance; negative chemotaxis
Molecular function (GO): Roundabout binding; heparin binding; calcium ion binding
Source: RefSeq, a predicted model, not a curated record
AUGCCUCCAGACUCUGAAUCCUCAAGCCGAAGGUGGCUUCAAACAAAUCCUAAUAUCUCUCUCUUUCUCUUUGUCAUCUCUCUCUCCAGGGACCUGAGCGAGAAUCAGAUUCAGGCUAUUCCUCGUAAGGCUUUCCGAGGGAUCACCGCCGUCAAGAACCUGCAACUGGACAGCAACCACAUCAGCUGCAUCGAAGAUGGAGCCUUCCGAGCCCUGCGCGAUUUGGAGAUACUCACUCUCAACAACAACAACAUCACCCUCAUCCCGCUGUCAAGCUUCAACCACAUGCCCAAGCUGCGGACACUAGAGGAUUUGCUGCCUGACUCGAGCCCUCUUCCAGGCUCUGUGGUGACGCCGUGCCAGUUUUCAGAGCUGUGGUCUGUUUGUGCAGCAGACAUUGUCUUAGCUGAAGAUGCUGAGAUGGUUUUCUUACACAGAUGCCUGUGUCGCUACUCUGCAUUUGCACUGUCAGACCCAAACCACAAUUCAGUUUUCCUCCUGAUCUGUUAUUUUUCCAUCUUUUCCUCCUCCUCAGGUACUGCUCAGAAGGAGCCAAGGUCAUGCGCUCCCCAGGCCUCCAUCUGCCCCGCCGCCUGCACCUGCAACAGCAACAUCGUAGACUGCCGUAAAAAAGGCCUGAUGGAGAUUCCUGCCAACCUGCCUGAGGGAAUUGUAGAAAUCCGUCUGGAGCAGAACAUGAUCAAGGGCAUCCCAGCAGGAGCGUUUUCCACGUACAAGAAACUGAAGAGAAUAGACCUGAGCAAGAAUCAGAUAUCUGAGAUUGCGGAAGAUGCGUUUAGUGGCCUGCGCUCACUCACUUCACUGGUCCUGUAUGGAAAUAAAAUCGCAGAGAUCCCAAAGGGACUGUUUGAUGGCCUGGUCUCCCUGCAGCUGCUACUGUUGAAUGCCAACAAGAUCAACUGUCUCCGAGUGAACACUUUCAAAGACCUCCAGAACCUCAACCUGCUGUCCCUCUACGACAACAAGCUUCAGACCAUCAGCAAAGGCCUUUUCACUCCUCUGCGCACCAUCAAAACACUACACCUCGCUCAGAAUCCCUUCAUGUGUGACUGUCAUCUGAAGUGGCUGGCAGACUACCUGUUCGACAAUCCAAUUGAGACCAGCGGAGCUCGAUGCAGCCAUCCGCGGCGCCUUGCCAACAAACGCAUCAGUCAGGUCAAGGGCAAGAAGUUCCGCUGCACAGGUGCGGAGGAGUACCGCAGUCAUCUCAGCGGCGAGUGUUUCCAGGACCUGGUUUGUCCCGAGCGCUGUCGGUGUGAGGGAACAGUGGUGGACUGCUCCAACCUCAAACUCACCAAAACACCCCCUCACCUGCCGGAGCACACCACCGACCUACGGCUGAACGACAAUGAAAUCUCCGUCCUAGAGGCUACAGGGGCCUUCAAGAAGCUGCCAAACCUGCGCAAGAUAAACUUAAGUAAUAAUAAACUCCGGGACAUCCGUGAGGGGGCGUUUGAUGGGGCCGGAGGUGUUUUGGAGCUGCUGUUGACCGGAAACAAGUUGCAGUCAGUCAGCGGACGGAUGUUCAAGGGUUUGAGCGGCCUCAAAACGCUGAUGCUGAGGAGUAAUCAGAUCAGCUGUGUGGAUAACGCCACCUUCACCGGCCUGAGCUCCGUUCGCCUGCUUUCCCUCUACGAUAACCGGAUCUCCACUAUCGCCCCGGGAGCUUUCAACACCCUGCAUUCCCUCUCCACCAUUAACCUGCUGUCUAAUCCCUACGUGUGUGACUGUCACUUAGCCUGGCUGGGACUGUGGCUUAAGAAGACCAGGGUGGUUAGUGGCAACCCACGCUGCCAGAAACCUGCCUUCCUGAAGGAGAUCCCCAUACAAGAUGUAGCCAUGCCUGAUUUCUCCUGCGACGGUACGGAAGAGAAUGUCUGUCUGCCGUCGGCCCCUCGCUGUCCCGAUUCUUGCUCAUGCUCGGACACAGUGGUGCGCUGUAGUAACCGGGGGCUGCGUUCGCUGCCUAAGGGUAUCCCUAAAGAUACAACUGAAGUAUACUUGGAAGGAAAUCUCCUUACCUCCGUGCCCAAAGAGCUUGCUAGUCUGAAACAACUGACACUGCUGGCAAUUCAGCCUUUUACAGAUAGCAUCUUAAAGAGCUUGGAUGAAAGCAGCUCGGGAGGAGGCUACAAGUAUUGCUUGCAGGAAAUGUGGAGUACGGAAGAGAAUGUCUGUCUGCCGUCGGCCCCUCGCUGUCCCGAUUCUUGCUCAUGCUCGGACACAGUGGUGCGCUGUAGUAACCGGGGGCUGCGUUCGCUGCCUAAGGGUAUCCCUAAAGAUACAACUGAAGUAUACUUGGAAGGAAAUCUCCUUACCUCCGUGCCCAAAGAGCUUGCUAGUCUGAAACAACUGACACUGCUAGACCUCAGUAAUAACAGCAUCAGUCUUCUUGCCCCUCUCACCUUCAGCAACAUGACGCAGCUUGCCACCCUUAUCCUGAGCUAUAAUCAAAUUCGCUGUGUCCCGGUUCAUGCAUUUGAUGGCUUGCGUUCUCUCCGCCUGCUAACCCUCCACGGAAAUGACCUUUCAACUAUUCCUGAGGGAGCCUUCAGCCACUUGACAUCUCUGUCUCAUCUGGCUCUGGGUGCAAACCCCCUGUACUGUGACUGCGAGCUGCGCUGGUUGUCUCAGUGGGUGAAGGCUGGGUUUAAAGAGCCUGGCAUCGCCCGCUGCACUGGACCACCCGGCAUGGCAGACCGCCUGCUGCUUACCACCCCUCUCAGUCAAUUCCAGUGCAAGGGUCCAGCAGAUUUGAAUCUGAUGUCCAAGUGCGCCCCCUGUCGGGCGAGUCCCUGUCAGAACAAUGGCACAUGUGUGAGUGAUGUCAUGGGCUCCUACCACUGCACCUGCCCCUUUGGCUACAAGGGUCGUAACUGUGAGAUCCCCAUUAACGCCUGCAUCAGCCUGCCGUGUGUUAAUGGAGGCACGUGCCACCUCACACCUGGACUGGACGGGCACUACAGCUGUGUGUGUCCGCCUGGGUACGAGGGCCAACAGUGUGAGCUGAAUCCUGAUGACUGUGAAGACAACGACUGUGAGAAUAACUCCACCUGUGUGGACGGCAUCAACAACUACACCUGCAUCUGCCCUCCGAACUACAGAGGGGAUCUGUGUGAGGAGGUGAUUGACCCCUGUCUGCCCGGGUUUGACCUCUGCCAACACGACUCCAAGUGUGUUCUCCUCAGUAAGGGCUACAGGUGUGAAUGUUUGCCGGGGUAUGUUGGCCAGCACUGUGAGCAGGAUUACAAUGACUGUCUGGAGAACAAAUGCCAGCAUGGAGCAGAGUGUAAUGAUGCCAUCAAUGGAUACACGUGUGUGUGCAAGGAGGGGUUCAGUGGGCUGUUCUGUGAGACACCUCCACCAAUGAUAUUACUCCAGAAGACGAGUCCAUGUGAUCAGUCUUACUGUCAGAAUGGAGCGCAGUGUCUGGUCGUGGAGGGAGAGCCUGUGUGCCGGUGUCCACCUGGCUCCAAGUGUCAUAAGAUGGUCACAGUGCACUUCCUCGGCAAAGAUACCUAUCUGGAGCUCUCAGGCGCCAAGAUCCGACCACCCAUGCACAUAUCCCUCCAGGUAGCCACAGAUAAGGACAAUGGCAUUCUGUUUUAUAAGGAGGACCAUGACCCACUUGCCCUAGAGCUGUACCAGGGACACAUACGUUUGAUCUAUGAUGUUGCCAAGUACCCCCCAACCACAGUGUACAGUGUGGAGUCAGUGAAUGAUGGUCUUUUCCACACGGUGGAGGUGUUGAUCCAGAAUCAGACCCUAAGUUUGGUGGUGGAUAAAGGGGCACCGAAAAGCUUGGGCAAACUCCCCCGCCCUCCUGCUGUGGACCACAACACACAGCUCUACAUAGGCGGUGUGCCCUCUCUGAUUGACACAGCAGGCCUGCGACCGGGUCCAGACCGUCCACUCCAGUCCUUUAAUGGCUGUAUUCAUGACGUACGGCUCAACGGGGAACUCCAAGACCUCGGCAGUGGAGUGGCAGGGGUAGAGGGCAUUCUGCCGGGCUGUCACUCCUGCAGUGUUUGUGCUCACGGGGCCUGCAGACAGAGAGGAGAGGCAGGCGUGACCUGCGAGUGUCCCACCGGCCACAGCGGCCCACUGUGUGAAGAGACCACCUCCCAGAACCCCUGUCAGAACAGCAGGUGUGUGCAUGGUGUGUGUGUGCUGAAGGGCUCCUCGUACAGCUGCUCAUGUGCAGAUGGAUACUCUGGCCAGUUUUGUGACAGGCGGCAAGAGUCUGCCGUCUGCAAGGGGCUGCACUGCAUACACGGAGAGUGCAGGGUGACGGAGAGCGGAGAGACGUUUUGCCACUGCCAGCCUGGAUACAGUGGGCCGACCUGUGAAAUAGAGCCGACGUGCCAAGGAGAGAUGGUCCGUGAGCUGCUCAAGCGUAAUAUGGGUCAUAAAAACUGUACCUCCACCAAUAAAAUCGCUCGGUGUCCAAGCACCUGCCGCUCGAGCCUGUGCUGCGCUCCCACCAAGAGCCGGAGACGGAAGGUCAGCUUCAAGUGCUCCGACGGAUCCUCCUUUUCUGAGGAGAUGGAGACCACCGUGGAGUGCAGCUGCACAAAGUGCAUAUUGUAAUAUUAACAAACCUCCCAAACCUGGAGAAGAAGAUGGAGCGGAAAAGAAAAUAUAUUGUAAAAUAAACAAAACACAAAUAGAACUUAUUUUUAUUAAG